GAUUUUUCUCAGAGUUUAACUGUAAGAAAUGUUCGACAUUCAACAAAAGCGGCUUUAUCCAUCUGAGCACAAUGCAGAAGAUAUCAGGCGUCUUCAAACACAAGUUAGAGUAUUCAAACGUUGGGUGAAUGUAUUAUUAAAACAGGCGAAUGCCAAACAAAUCAACGAUGUACUAGAGAUAUUUACUGAUCAUGAGAAUUUAUAUAACUUAUGCAAGUAUUUGGCAAGUCAAAAAGUAACAUGCAGCAAACAAACUUUUCCCGAUCAUAUCCCUCAUUUGGAGCGUGCAAUUACAAUUCUUGAAAAAUUAUACGGAAGUGAAAUAGCAUCUGCAGUUCAAUCUGCACUUUCUGAAUUUACUAACAGUCCUGCAUUCGAUUCAGAUAAGCUACUUUCAGAACACUCUCCAGAGUCGAAAACAACUGCCUUUAAUUUGCUUGUUCUCGGUCUGGAUACGCUAUGGAUCCUAAUUGUUGCUAUUCGAGCUGGGACAGGUCCAUCAACAAACCUAGUGGGAUCAAUCAGUUCAUCAGGGUCAACGAUAACUAGACGAAGUCAAAGUAUUGCUUCAACUGGUCAUUCAGCGCCAGCUACACUUGUUUCAACAAGAACACCAUGCAUGGAUAGAUGGUUAAUAAGUCAAGAUAAAAGAUUACUCGCUUGGUGUGUUGCAGUGACAGAAGGCUAUCCCGGUAUCAGUAUUACCAAUUUUACACAUUCUUGGAGGGACGGUUUGGCAUUUCUAGCCAUAGCGCAUCAAAUCAGAGGGGAAUUGUUUGCAUUUGAAUCCCGGUUAGAGAAAACAGCCAAUCAAAAUUUAUCACUCGCUUUUCACUUAGCAACAGCAGAAUUCGCUGCUCCUAGACUUCUAGAACCAAUUGAUAUGCGUCCAGAGAAUGUAGAUGCACGAUCGACUGCUGUGUAUCUUUUGGAAUUGCGUAAGGCAGUUGAAAGGGAUCGGAAACGUCGCUCUAGAGGUAUUUUAGAAAUACAAACGUCUGCUAUGAUUCAUGGACAGUCAGGUGAAGAGCCGAAUGUAAUAGUCGAAAGUAGAUCUUCACCAACAUCAACAAGUAGUACUUCAGAGCUUACCUGGCUUGAUGAUGAAAUUGAAGGUGAUUCUGAUGAUGAUGUUGAUACGGAGGGUAAUCCAAAUCGUUUACCCGAUCCAGAUAAUUUUGCAACAAUAAUUGAAAGUACACUUGCUUGGUUAUUAGCCAUGGAAGAACAAUUUGGACAAAAUGAUCUACAAGAUGAUACACGUAAUUUCACUAAUUAUUCAUUGAAUAAAUCUGAACAUCUACAGUCAUUGCACAAUGAAGAGGAUAAGAAUUUCAUUGCACGUCUUCAGAAAGCCAGUUCAACUGAGACUAAACUAAUGCAUGCUGGUAUCCUGAAAAAUAUUGAUGAAGCCAGAGAUCGAUUCGAAACACACGAGGAUUUGACAGCGCAUUUAUCACGUCGCCAAAUGGCUGUUGGUCGUUGUCUGCGUCUUGGGAAUCGUUUAAUAAAAACACAUGAAAAUUUGGGCAGUAUUUUAAAAGCUAAUGGAAGUGAAGCAGAUAUUAAAUGUACUCACAAUGGUGGUGAUAGUGAAGGAAAUGAUCCUGAUAGUGAUGAAGAGAAGCAAAGACAACUACAGCUACAACAAAAACUACGUGAAUUAGACCCUCUUGUAAUUCAAAGGCAAACUGUUCUUCUGGCGACAAGGUGGAAUAAUUUGUGUCGUUUAAACUCUGCAAUAGGUAAACGUAUCACUGCCAAUCUGCUAAGACGACAAACUAUGCUUUUGAGUGCCAUACGCAUCCAACUUGAUAAGCUGGAAAGCGAACAGAAUACCCAAGCAAGUCAAUCGAUUGGUCCAUCGAUUACUGAUGUAAAAAGACAACUUGAAGCUAAUAGACAUUUGGAACAAUUAAUUGAAUCCGGUGAAGCUUUAGCUGAACGCUUAGACAACUUCAUAACUAUAGUUCCACAAAAAACAACUGAUAAUGAUGAAAAUUAUGUCAAUGAACGUGGAUUAGAAAAUGUGAUAGCUGAGUUGGCUACACGAUGGAGUCGUUUAGUUGGUUGGGUGAAUACACGUUAUGCUUCCUUACAGAAUGUUUUAUUACACUGGAGACAUUUUGAAGAAGAAGCAAGUGUUCUAUCAGAUUGGUUAGAUGAACGUACAGAAGAAGUGAACAAAGUGUUAGUCAAUAUUCUUCCAUCAGUUGCAACUAAUUCAAAGGAAUUUAUUGCCACGUCACAUUCACGUCACAGUUCACUUGGCAAUGACGUUGAGAUGAUGCAUGAACAAAAAUUGUCGAAUUAUAAAUUUCUCGAAAGAGCUGGAUCAAGUGGCAGUUCAGUGAUGCAAACACAAGACAGCAUGGAAAGAAUUACCGUAUCUAAGGAUAAUUUAAAUCGUGACAGUUUACAGAUGAUUUUAACUCAAAAUGAUGCUGAAAUGGAAGCAAUUGAUGCCUGCUUAUCACCACACGAAUCUCGUUGGGCACAAUUAUUGGCUAGCUUGGAUCGUCGAGCACAGGCAAUACGUGAAGCUUGUGGUGACACAGACAGUGUUAGCCGUUUAGUUGAAAAAAUAGUUGACCAGUUAGUAUCACGUUGGAGCCAACUGCGUGAUCCUCAAAUCAACUGUGAAGAUUGGCCUGAGAAAGAUUUAAAAGAUGUUGAAAAAUAUGUUGAGUCUACAACUAGAACAGGCCUAUUGACCAAUAUUCCAAAUCACUCAUUGACAAAAUCUGAACAGAACUCACAGUCAGAAACUAAACGAACCUCUGAAGGUCACCUUGUACUUCCCAAAGCCACAAAAAUGUCACGUUUCGAUAUGCAACCGCCACCAUCGCCAACUGGUUAUCGGGCAGAAUUUGAAGCUAAAGCUGAAGAACUGUUAAAUUGGUUGGAUAACAGCGCAGAAAUACUAGAGUUAAUUACAAUGGAUAAACGUCGUGCCCUUGAAGCAAGUGGACAAGCUCAGGCUUUAGGUCGGCAUGUUAUAUCUACCCGUACUGGUAAAGAUAAUAAUGAGGAUGAGGAUGAUGAUGAUGACGCCAUCCACGUGAUCAAUCGUGUAACCAAUGAACUUGACGACUGGCGAAACAUAAAACAACGUGUUCUACUCUUAGGAGAACAAUAUCGAGAGGAAUUAUCUCAAGCCGGUGAAAAUAUUGAAGAACUGGACCAAUUAUUCGAUGAGGUUGAAGAAAGAUGGAGUUACCUUGACAAAUUGCUUGUGGAAGCCAAUCGCCAGGUCAGAAUUACAAACCAGAGUGCUGAAUUUCAGCAAGAGGCAGCCAAAAUACAUGCGUUAUUAUCUCAAUCACAAGAAGAUUCAGUAGAAAGGAAUUUCAAUGAUAUGCAAGAAAACGAAGAGAAACCAACAAACACCACAGAUUCUAAGUCAUUAUCCAGCGAACUUAAGUUCCAUUCCAACAGUGAUUUAGACUUCAGUAGUACAGACAUCGAUCAGAGAUUGGAGGAAAUCACAGUAUUACUAAGUCAGGCAAAGGAAGUUAUUUCACAGCCUAUAAGUAUUCGCCACCCUGAAGAUGCAGAUGAACAAUUGGGAAAUUUAAAUAAAAUGCUGAAAGAUUUUGAAGCAACAGCACAAUUUCUAGUCAGCUUAGAAGUCAAUGCAUCAAGUCAGUUGGAUUGUAUCAGUUGGAGUGGAAAAGUUAAAGAUUUACGAGAACAAUACGAGACUGUCUGCACAGAUUUGACUGAACGUAUUAAUUUUCUACAAGAUUUAUCAGAACAACAUGAAUUAUUUUUGAACCAAUUUGAAGGAAUUGAAAAGUGGCUCGCAGAUAUGACAGAUUACUUGGAUUCAGUAUCACGAGCCCACUUACCGUCAGUUCCAGUUAUUCAGGCACAAUUGCAGGAGAGCUGUGAAGCCUUAAAUGAUAUGAAAACACUGAAACCAACUUUACAAAAAGUCGAUGAAGUGGCGCAAAGACUGUUAGAGUAUUUUAGUCCCACUUAUGCUGAAUUGACGACCAAUCGUCUUCAAUCUCUACACGACGACUGGAAUGAGGUGAAAACUUUGACAAAGUCCAACAGAGAUCAUUUGAGGGCUAAAUUAGCUGAAGCAAACAGCACAGCUUCAGUGAACAGAAAUCAAGAUGUUACCGGAACUGUCCCAUUGUCGACUAACUCAGCUAAUCAACAGACACUGUGUAAAAAUGACUCGGAUGACAAUCACAAUACCGUCCCUACUACUACUACUAAUGCUGAGGAUGAAAACAAUGACAGUAAUGAUCAUAGGCAUAAUGGUAAUACUUCAUCAUCAGUACCUACCGCUGAGGUCACGGAGACCGUCAUUGACCCAAUAGGAUUAUCACCAGUCGUCAAUGCUAUCACUGCACCAAAUAUUGUACAUGUGGAUAUAGAAGCGCUUGAAGACUGGAUGCUUCAAUCCAAAGACCAGUUAUCUCAGUUUGCAGUUAUAAAUGAUCCAGGAGAUUUGAAGAAACUGGAAAAUGUUAUCAAGGUGAUCGGUGAUAAAAUUACGGAGAAUCGACCAAUUUUAGCUGCAAUCGACACAUGCAGUGCAGUCAACUUAAAGGGUCAGUCUAUUCUAGACACUGACGCUUUGUUGACAAAAGCACAUUUUGCUGAUUUGGAGUCCGCUGUCGCAGCUGAAAGAGAACGUUUAAUGGCAGCAGUUUACCAUUUAGAUGACUUUAAAACUGUACUAAAUAGUGAAAAACGAUGGUUUGAAACGGUUCGUACAAUAAAUGAUCGUGUUAAAGGUAGUAAUUAUUCUGACCUUGGUGAGAUUGCUGAUGAUUUAGAAUCAGUUGACAGACUAUCACGAGAGCAUACAAUUGAUGAUGAAGAACGAUUGAAUAAACUGGCCAAUUCAUUAAAUGAAUCCCGUGUUAUGGGGAGUGUAAUACUCAAAGAACUUGAAAAGUAUAAAACAGAAUUAACCUUAAUUAAAGUUGAAAUUAAUUCAACGACAACUUAUCUUAAAGGUCUUCUCAGUCAGCUACGCUCAUUUGAAGACCGUGUUAUAGAAAAUGAAAGUAAUCUAUUGAACAUUGAAAAUGAUAUUGAAAAUUGCUUGAACAAUGGACAUUUCGACAGUGAUAUUGUUGUAUUAUCGGAUAAAUGGCAAAUGCAUAUAAAGAAUACAAAUAAUUUAAUUAAAGAAUUGGAUGAAAACAUUAAGUUUAAAUCAUUAGAACCAGAAAAUGAAUGCCUGAUUCGUCGUUUAAAGGCCUAUAAAGCUCAACUUCAGGAACGUGUUGCACCUUUAAGUAGGCUAAUGUCCCAGUUAUCCAGUUCAUCUGACCAUCAAGCACGUCUAAAUAAGCUGUGCAUGGAAAUAAAGCAAAUAGAAAGUAAAAUUUGUACACUGGAUGUUAUCUCUGUAGACCCAGAAGAUAUUAAAGCAGCAGUCAAUAGUGGAAGAACAAUGCUUGCAGCACUGAAUGAACUGAAAACUGAUUUGCUGAACAUAAUGGAUAAUGGGGAUUCUAUAUACGACGAUGAGACAGGUGUGCUAACAGCAAAGGCAAACAACGAAUUAAGUAUGCUGUCUGAUAAACACAAUCAAUUGGUUAUGCGAAUCCUAUCAGCUCUGGAACGUUUAGAUAAAGCUUUACCACUGAUCGAAGAAUUGGAAAGUUUAAUGUCACAAAUAAACGACAAUUUACUGAGUGUUGAGGAGGUAACUGACUACCUAGAAACAGCAGACUGUCCAAUUUCAAGAAAAGAUUUAUUACAGAAAAUUUAUAUGAAAUUAACACGAUUGUGCCAAGAGAAUGGUACAGUCUGGCAAAUUAGACAAGUAGCAAGUAAACUACGAUCAUUGACGCCAGCAGAUAAACCAGAAUUAACUGUUGAUUUGUUCAAUGAAAUUGAAGAUCAUUUGCAUAAAGUUAUUAUGGCUAAAGAAAUCUUUCAAUCACAAAUAGAAGAAGCAGAAAAAGACACAAAACAAGAUGAACUAUUUGACACUAGUACAACAAAUCAGCUGAAAUUGAGAGAUAUGUCUACACCGGAAUUUAUUGAUAAACUCUCGAUUGAAGUCUACUCAGACGCUAUGCUGAAGAAAUCUUCACAUGAUAACUUGUUAUCAAUUAAUCGAUUAACUGAUAAUCUUCUGAAAUCUGACAGCCAAAUAUCCUCAACAGUAAGAAAUUUAGCCUGUGAAAUACGCAUACAUUUCAAUGGAAUCUUGAGUUUUAAUCAUUAUUGUUUGGGAUCCAGUAUGCAAUUGCCUUCAGACACAAAUGAUGAGUAUUUUUCAUCACAGAAGGUUAUCUUAGAAACGUCAAUAUCUGAAAGAAAAACCUUGUUACAGACGUAUUUCAAAUUUACACAAUCUUUAUUUGCCCAACAAAGAUUAUACCUAGAAACACGAUUAAGGGAUUUGAUUGUCACAUGUGGUAACAGUGAUUCGUCUGAUCGACUUGAAGAUUUGUUGAAUCUGCAGAGCUUAUGGUAUGAAACAAAUGAAAAAUUCAGUAAAAAAUUUGAGGAAAUGACUUUAUUGGAGAAACAGCUCAGUAUGAUUCAGCAACUAUUUAUUGAUUAUGCGAAAACUCCAACAACUGAUCUGUAUGGUCAGUGCUUAGAAAUUAUUAAUGAACUGGAGAAGAAAUAUGGUUGGCGAUUGACAGCAGAUAGAGAACGAUUAAAACACAACAACAAUAGUGAUGGUGUAGACAUGAGUCUAACUGAUUUAAAAAAUAAAUUCAUCACUGGCGACCAUGUGUUCGAUGAAACCCUAUUAAAUGCCUAUGAAAAACAAUUACAAUGUACCAAUCGGUUAUUGAAUUGUAUACAGAAUGAUUUGGGUCGGUGUCGUGAUGCUUUGACUUCACAGAUUGGUGCAAAUAUGGAUACUUUGGAAGGUGAACUACAUGCUUGUAGUAAAUCGUUGACAGACUCAGCAAGAAUUCUCAAGGAGAUUAAUGACAAUGAGGUACAGUCUGUGAAGGGAAAAAGUCAAGAUGAUCCGCUGUGCCAAGGUGAUGCUAAUGUCAGUGUACAAGAUAAUGAUGAAAUGGUUUGGCUUAAAGUUUUACUGUCAACUCAAAAAAGUAGACUGGAUGGUUAUAUAAAAGAAUACGAAUUAAACAGAAAUGAUUGGUUCAACCGUUACCAAAUGUGGCAGUCGUUCAAUGCACGACUGAUGGAUUUGAAAACAACAACUAACAAUCUGUUGAACUUGCAAAAUGAAGACAAGAAAAUCGAUAUGUCAAGUAUUGAGAAUAAAAUUAAAGACACUUGUCUGGAAUUCUCAUUAUUACGACAACAUAGUUCAAAGUUGAUGGGUAUGAAUUCAUCUCGUGUUAAAGGCCCAGUUAAACAACAUUCUCUACCAUCUAGCAAUAAUACAUCUUCAACAGCAACAAUAACUUCAACAACAACAACAAAAGGCGAUAUUCCUGUUAGUAAUUUAGAGAAUGAAACAGUCGACUUUACACCAAUAGAUAGACAUUAUAAAGAUAAACCGCCAUCAGUUCCACCACGUCGACACAGUCUUUACCGAGGAAACAAUAUCCAAUCGAUAGAACAUGAUCAUGAAUUUGUGAGGUAUGAAAUGAACAGGCUGGAAAACGAACUACUCAGUUUAUGCCGUAAAUAUGGAACUCCAAAUUAUGUUACAGCAAAUACGACUACAAGAAAUCCAACCGGGCUGAAUUAUCCAGAUAAGUCAGUAAAUCAGUCCAACCAGUCCAGCAGCAAACCAUCUAAUGAAAACAAAGUAUACAGUCAAGUGUUCGCUGUCAAAGAAAUUCCACUUAAUGCAGACUUGUCUACAAAGACAACCAGUUCUUCAGUGAGAUCAAUAAAGGGUACAAAGCACCAGACAACGAAUUCCGAUGAUAUACGCACAUGUUUGACAGGAUUAAAUGAAUCUAUUGACUGGUUCAUUCAUGAAUCUUAUCUGGUACCUAUAAAUGUAGUUGAGUGUAUUGAAAGUGGAACGACAGUGGAUUACUAUAUGGAUCAUCGCUUCUGGUGCAUAUUAUCACACAGUAGUUCAUCUGUGGACGAUGAUGGAUCAAAUGAGAAUAUAAUUGAAGUUAACGCUAAUUUUGUGCAAAUAAAGCUUCGGGAACUAGAUAAUAUUGAAUCAAAAUCACUGGAAUGGAAGAACUGUAUGAAUGUGUUUUGUGAUAAGGCUAAAUCACUACUCAAAACAGGUUAUGACAGUAGCAGCAGUAGUGGUAGUAGUAGUAGUAAUACAAGAGCAGAAUUAUUGUUAAACCAAAGUGUAGAUUUGAAUAGAUUAGAAGACACUUGUUCUAAAGCACAGAAUGUUUUAAGCUUAGCCUUUAUGUCGCUACGCAGAUACAGAGAAAUUCUGCAUACCUUUAAGACAAAUCUAGCCAAAUUUGAAGGAUGUCUACGACAAAUUGAACUGAUCAAAAACUCUGUUGACGAUCCAGAUCAAACUGUUCAAGAUUUAAGCGUAGGCGAAUGGUUGAAAAGUCUGUGCCAACAAAUUAUUCCGCACAAAUCGAAACGUGAUGGACUUGCAACAAAUGAAUAUAUCAAAGAAUUAGACCCGCAGUAUGGUAAACUGGGCAUACAAUUAGUAUUACUGGGAAAUCUUUGGAAGAAUGCUCAGAGUCACUUGUAUGAUUUAAACCAACUUAAUCAUGGUUCACUGAGAUUCGUAUACUCGGCUUCAAUUCACAAUUAUGUUCAAGAGAUAUUGAAUGAAUGGGAUAAUUUGAGUAGUUCAUUACAACUGUCAUCAGAAUCACAGUCUACAGUAAAUGCUUUAGAAAAUUAUCAUCUAAAGACUGAAAUUUCAACAAACACUGGAUCUGUACUUGGGAAUCCAAUGAACAGCUUUUAUGAAACUGUAGAUCCAUCUGAAAUAAGCACAGUUCGACUGAAUGAAACCUGUAAAACUACAUCAGCAGUCACCGUUAAUUCAGCCUCUACUGCACCAUCAAUGUCAGUUGUAAUAUCGCAUGAAUCCGUAUCACCCACUUUGAAUCGAAUGCGUAAUGAGGUACAACAGUUAGCUCGUUGGUUGACUACAAUCGGAAAUGUACUUGAAACUAGUCAAGCUAAACUCGGCGAUCGAUUUGACCAAGAAACUGAAAGUCAACAAUUACAGCAAAUAAAACAAGCUGUGACUGAUGGAAUCUUAUCAGAUAAACUGGUCAUCUAUCAUCCAGCCACUAUACAACUUAAAAUAAAACAAUUUCUUACGGAACUUGAAGCGCGUAAACCGCAAAUAGAACGAAUGCAUUAUGAAAAAGAACGCCUUUUAUCUUGGACAACUAAAGAUCCUUCAGUUGAUGAGUUGGCUACACAAAUUGAUCAAUUACAAAAUCAAUGGAAUACAAUUGAAAAACAAAUGAUUAAAAGAUCAGAACAAUUAGAUCAAAUGUUAACCGGUACACAGGCGUUGAAGGAAUUGGAACGUGAAGUAGAACGGGAAAUUAGUAAGGCAGAAGCAGAUUUGCAAAGUAUUGAUGCCUCAAAAUACCAAGAAAGUGAACAAAGUUUAUCAGCCUCCAGAGUUCUUGUGAUGAGUCCAGAAACCUGUCGUAAACACUUACAAGAGUUAGUCGAUAGUUUACCCCAGAGAAGUGCUAAAAUUAGCAAUUAUCAAAAUGAAUGUGAAGCUUUGAUGAAACAAUUUCGCUCUGAAGACACUAGUCGAAUACGUGCAGAUAUGGAAAAGUCUAUUAAACGCUGGAAUGAGUUGGAAAAAAUGAUAAAAGAGACAAAACUUCAAUAUCUUGAAGAAAAACCAAAUCCAGUAUAUGAUCAUUUCAAAGAACAGCAAAGUAAACUGAAGGAUCGUAGAACGUCGAGUUCAGAUGGUAUAAGAAAGCCUACAUUGAAUGAACAAUUAGAGGUUAUUGAAAAUAAAUUCAAUCAAAUCUCUAAACUUGAAGCUGAACUAAAUCGUAAUGGUUCACAAAUGGAUAUUCAGUUGUUGAAUGAGAAAAAAGCUCAUCUUGUUGCUGAAUCACAGACAUUACAGACGGAAAUAAACAUGAUUGCAACACAGAUUGCCAGCACCGCCAAAUCAUCAGCUCAAGCUUUGAAUGUUUUACCCAAUCAAGAGUUCUUCCGACGUCUGCGUCAAUUAAGAGAUAAAAUUGCCAACCUACGACGUACAAUGCACUCCAGUUCAAGUAAUGCAAGCUUAUAUUUAGCCAGAUUAAAGGAACUAAACGAUUGGCUAUCGCAUAGAGAUGCUGCAUUUCGUGAAAUUCUUGUACCAAUUCAGGGUGAUUUAGGUAAUGUGAUCAGUUUGAGAGAACAAUUAUUGGGAUUGUUUCAAGAAUUGAAUGUGAAUCGUUUACAAAUUGAAGAAGUCCUGUGCCAUGGAAAUGCACAGUAUAGCAGUGGUGGUAGUGCAGAACGAGACGAAUUGCCUAACUUGCAAUCAGGUGAACGUGAUUAUGAUGGAGAGUCUGAAGCGUCUGAUUCAGGUGGUCAAAGUAAACCAACCAGUGGUAGUGAACAAUGCACUGCAGAAGAUCGUGCUAUGCGUACAAAUCGUCGGAUAAGGCGACACUUGUAUCACUUGAAGAAAAGAUGGUUGAAUUUGAAUAAUAGCAUGUUAGACUUUAAAUGUCAACUUGAUGCUAUCUGGGAGCGUCUGUCCAAUUUCGGUUCAUUAUUAAAUGAUGCUAUUGCUCAAGUAAAAAGUGCUGAAUCAGUAACCCUUAAAUGGAUCCCUAUUGAACGUUUGGCAAGUGAACAUAUAAAAACGGAAUUAGAUCAAACUAAGUCUUUCUAUGAAGCUUGUGAGCCAUUAGCGCAUUCACUGGAUAGCCUUGAACGACAAGUCCUUCAGUUGCAAGAAAUACAAGUCCAGAUUGAGCCCAAACUACGUGUACAACUCAACUGCAUCAGAAAUGAGUUUGAAAGGAUUCGUGUUGUCACACAGACUAGGAUUCAUCAUCUGAAUCAAAGUUUAUCCGCUCUACAAAUGAUGCCUCAGAGACCUAGAUACCAAACUGUUACUCGUACUCCCUCACAACGUACUCAAGCAUCACGUUAUGACCCGGUAGAACCACUUGAACCGUCUAUACCAGAAGCUUCAGUGCAUACCAGGAGUGUUCCUUUACACGAUUCUGUUCGUCUACCCUGGGAAAGAUGCGUUCACCCAUCUGGUACACAGGUUCCAUAUUACAAAAAUCAUGAAACUCAGGAAACUCAAUGGGAUCAUCCAAUACUAUGUGAUCUAAUGAAGUCAAUAAAACAAUUUAAUACUGUUCGAUUUUCCGACUACCGGACUAGUCUGAAACUACGUCGAUUACAAAAAGAGUUAUGCUUUGACUCAAUUAGUAUAUCGAUCGUUGCUGAGAAUCUAAAACAUAUUGGUCAUUCACAGUCGAUAAGUAAUCCAAUGCUUGGCCAACAAACAAGUGAUCCAUUUGACCGAAUGAUAAGUGUGCCACAGAUUAUUGAUUAUUUACUGCAAUUAUUUAAUCAUACACGAGCUUUGUAUGGAUUGAAUAACAGUGGUCAGUAUUCUUCAAAUGAUGGAGCAGAUGGACAGAAUUAUAGGAAGGAAGCAACUUUAAGACGCAGUGAAGGUGAGGCAAUCGUAAACGAUAGUCAAGAAGCUAAUUCAAAUAUGAAAACUGGUGUAACCGACCGUUAUUCCACAUUACCGGCUUCAGGAUCCUAUGAGGAUGACUUUAAGACAAGCACAAUGCAAUCUCAAAAUCAAUCGAAAAACUGUAUGGGCAGCUUUUUGCGUUCCUCUUCAACAACACGGGCGCGUAAGUUAUCCUCGUCAGAUGAACAUGAGAACAGUAGAAAAAUGACUAAAACACCUGUACGUGAUCCAGGUUGUCAUACAAUAGAGAAUGAAAAUGCACUCAGUGAAGAUAAUCGAAGUUCUAGUCUUCCAAUUUGUACUAUCAUGCAAGUCAAUCCAAAAGGCAAUAGUAAUAUUAUUAAUGGUACUGGUGAAAAGGAAAUGAACAUCACUAACCGUGGUCGAAAAAACACAAUGAGGCGUAGGAAACAUUACUUAAUUGGUUCAAUUAAACGUCCAGUGAAUGUAUGCGUCGACCUUAUACUAAAUUGGCUAUUGAAUGUUUAUGAUCGUAUGCGGCGUGGUACAAUUCGUGUUCUUUCAUUUAAGGUGGCACUGGCCUUGAUGUCAAUGGCAAAUUUAGAUGAAAAAUAUCGUUAUCUUUUCAGUUUGAUAUCUGAUCGUGACGGUUGUGUAGACGAACAACGAUUGGGUGCUUUACUUUACGAGUGUGUACUUAUUCCACGUAAUCUUGGUGAAACUGGACAUUUAGGCAAAGAAGAUUUCAAUCAAUGCGUAAAAUCCUGUUUUCAACAAGUCCUUGAAAUUUCUAAACACGCAGACAAAAUGGAUGGAACACUAAUGUAUCAUUCUAAACCAUCAGCAAGGAUUGCGCAUUUCUUGACCUGGCUUCGUUUAAAUCCUCAAACGUUAACGUGGCUGCCGUUGCUUCAUCGUCUUGCACUAUCUGAACAAGUCAUCCAUCAUAUUCGAUGUAGUGUAUGCCAUAAUCAGCCUUUGGUUGGAUUAAGGUACCGUUGUCUUAGAUGCCUAAAUUUCGAUAUGUGUCAGCAAUGCUUUUUCGCUGGAAGAACAGCUAGGAACCAUAAGCUCACUCAUCCGAUGCAAGAGUACUGUAGUCAUUCUACUUCAACAGACUCAUUUCGUGAUUUUACAAGGAUUGUGAGAAAUCGUUUUCGAUCCAGAGAUCGGUUGAAUGAAGAGGCAGAAUGUCGCAAAUUAAAUUCAAAUGGUCAAAAAGUUCGUCGGUCUAGCACAAGUCGGACACGAUGUAAACGUCACAGUCUGAGUAGUUUCGAUGAAGACAAGCCUCGUCCAGCACCAAUGUACAGUCAAGGCCCAUUCUCUGACUUUGCAGAAUAUCAAAAUUUAGAUACUCCAACCAGUGCCGAAAAGCAAUACGCCUAUCAUAGUCCUGAAUCAAACACACAGUCAUUUGAAAAUCAUUACACGAAAGAGACAGCUGAUAAUAAUACUAAUAAUAAUGAUAACAGUCAAGGCCAACACUUUUCGCAGACGUGUAGACCACUAUCUAACUUAGCUAUGCCAUCAACUCAGUAUUCAAUGCCACCACGAGCAGCCUCCGAUACUCAGUCUACAAUGGCUAGACAGAACAACAUAAAUGCGAAUUUGUUUACUACAACCCCUUCACCACAACCACCAAAUUUAGGCUCAAGAUUAAAAAAUGAAGCAAAUUAUCACUAUGGUCCUACUGCUGAACGCACAAAUCAAUAUCAGGGUGAUAAUGAGGAGGAACAUAAGUUAAUUGCACGUUACAGUCAAGAAUUAAGGCAACACAGUGAACCUGAAUUGCCUCAUGAUCAACAUGCAUCCGUGCUUCAAUCAAUGUCUUGCUCUACGGGGCCGAUGCUGAUGGAAAGAUCUACAAUAUCAGAUGGUGUAUCAAGUAAUGUUCCUGGAAUGGAACCAGAGCCUAUACAACCAUUUAUUAGUGGACACCUAAGUUUAGAUCGAAGACAGGCCGAUCGUGGAAUAGGCCUCCCUCAAAUAGGAACAGGCAAUCCUGCACUACGUGGUUCCUUUUCUGGAUGGACAGCGCGAGCUUUGAAUAAUGCUUCACGUAUGGAUAAUCAGUACGGUCCAACUAGUUAUUUACAUCAAGGACCUUACCAAACUUCUCUAUAUCCAGAUGGUAAUACAGAUGUUUAUAAUACACGUCAUAUUCAGCGUACAUUCUCACUGAGAGCAAGAUCACAACCUCCACCUGAAAUUCAAGAAGCUAUGUGGAGACCUGUAGGAAGCACAAAUAUGCUUUAUAGAUCACCAGCCUACCAAACAAACUACGCGAUUCAACAUCAGCAACAACCUUAUGGACAAAUACAACAGACUGUUCGAUCACUGGAAGAUGAACAUCGAGCUUUGCAGUAUGAAUAUGAUCGUCUCAGACAGAAGUCUAUAACGCCUACUAAUAUAUCAGCUUCGUAUGGUACAAUGAAUCGAAUACAAUAUGCCCAGCAGCGUGCUAGUACCAGUGCCAGAAUACCAAAUCCAAAUCUGCUACUCUAUCCUCAACCUUACCAACCAACAGAAACAGGACGUGUAAAUAGCAGUAUACACAGAACUAUAACCCCAACUAAUUCACCAUGUAGAACACUAUCCAUGAGUAGUGGUCACUUUUCAUCUGGUCAAUUGUAUUCAGGCAUCGUUCCUUCAUCAACCCAAAAUGUACCUGGUGCGAAUUUCGGACGAGUAAAUAGUUCCUUUAACGAUCUCGGCUACACUGUCGACCAAUACGGUUCUGAAAUGCGUGGUGCGUCGCAUAAAUAUUCAGGACAUAUGAAUGAAGCAGUAAUGGUUGGCGGCGUAGCCAAUGAAGCACAUCAGGAAUCCCGAUUAUUGUGGGAACAUAAAGGUCGUUUAGAAGCGAGGAUGGUUAUGCUUGAAGAACACAACCGACAACUGGAACAACAGUUGCAACGCCUGCGUCAGUUUCUUGUAAGUGGCAGUUCUGCGUCUGACGCUAUUCCGCUGUCCAACACACAUCCGAUAGGUGAAUAUGUGGUUGGAAGGGCAGGUAAUGAAAACCAAAUGAGCUUGCGACAGCGUUCUUCAUCCGGUGGUAUCAAUAAAAGUGAUCCCAGAAGUUGUUCAGGAAGUGUAGGUCAAUUAGCUGAAACACCUGUUGAGCAUAAUCAGCCUUAUUCUUCUGCCAGACAGAGUACACAAAGAUCAUUCUCAGAAAGGUCUUCAGGUAAUCCGCUUCAAACUGUCUCACAUCCAAUGGUUGAUGAUAUACUUACAGAUACUCAACAACCGAAACCACGUAACAGAGAUAACUUUCUACAACGAAAACCCUCUGAUGUAGAGCAGUAG
Molecule: messenger RNA, 14842 nt
Organism: Trichobilharzia szidati
Lineage: Eukaryota; Metazoa; Platyhelminthes; Trematoda; Strigeidida; Schistosomatidae
Source: the annotation of a GenBank genome assembly